Molecule: messenger RNA, 1305 nt
Organism: Orbilia oligospora ATCC 24927
Lineage: Eukaryota; Fungi; Ascomycota; Orbiliomycetes; Orbiliales; Orbiliaceae
Exons: 1
Coding region: 1-1305 (434 amino acids)
Source: RefSeq, a predicted model, not a curated record
AUGUCUCUCGUAUCCCUCCCACAAGAAUUAGUAGACAUGAUCUUUGCAGAAGGUCUCCGGGUCUCAGAUCUUGGUAAAAUCCGACUGCUAUCCAAAGAUCACAAUGCCAGAUUCGGCGGACUCUUCUGGGACCGGACUCAAUUUUUCAAAACCGUCCGAGUUAGACUCCUACCCGGAAAUAUCAACAAGCUAGUUGCUGCUACUGAGGGGUCCGAAGUAUUGCCCUAUUUGCAACAUGCCACUAUAUCCGCAAGCCAAUUCUGGUACAGCCGUUCACGCCGGGACGAGAAAUUAGACCCUGAAGUCGUCCCGUUACUGACCAAAGCGUUUUCAAUUAUGACAUCUUUAAAAACUAUUGAUGUUGAAGUUAAUAAUGGAACGAAUGCUAUUGGGUUCUGGAAACCGACGAUAGAUGCGAUUAUUGCGGCUGGAACAAAAAAUAUCGAAACAAUCAAUGGUCCUGUAGCUGCCAUUCAAAUGUCGAAAUUCAAACCGCUCGCAACCGCAAAACUGUUGAAGGAUUAUAAAACCACUUUCUGCAACCUGAAAACUUUAAAAAUUCAAACAUCGGUUCAGAUCGAAAAUCCUACGGCCACGACACACUUUUGGUCGAUUAUAGCCGCCAUGGGGACUAAACUUGAAAAUCUCACCGUCAAAAACUCACGAGUCUGCUUUAGGGAUGACCCCACCCCUGGCAAAAGCUCCUCAUACCAAUCCAAAGGCUUCUCUCUUCCCGAGUUAAAAAGGCUUAAACUCGUGGAUGUUGCCAUUACGUCGGGAGAUUUAAAGGCUCUCUUAGGAAACUCUGAUGGCAUCGAAUCCAUUAGUAUCAAUGAAUGUCGGAUGCCGAACGAAAAGGAUGAUUGGUUCGAAGUUCUGAGAUAUCUCAGAAGCGAACGGUUUCCACAGUUAAACUCGCUUUAUUUAGCCAUGAGCGCAUGCUAUAAUGAAGUCUCCUAUGACCUUCCAAAAUUCAGCAUUGAAGGAGAUUGGACGACAGAGGAUUGUUCUGUUACACUACCAUCCGGGAAACGCGCCAAUUACGUUUGGAAGAAAAACCUAUGGAGGGAGCUUGGAAAGCACAAAACUGUAGACAAAUUCUGGAACUCGGUCACGGAUAAGAAGUGGAAGUCGAAACAAGCGACACGAUGGAAGAGACGGCGGUUGGUUAACGAUGGGUGGAAGCUUGAAAUGAGACAAUUUGGGGACCCUGAUUAUAUUGAUGAUGAUGAUCCUUGGGUUCGAAGAGUGAACGAUAGAUAUCAAGGGGAGCUUGAUCUCAUCGACGCAGAGGUUGAUGACUGA